Messenger RNA from Salvia splendens (bonfire salvia), 1153 nucleotides. RefSeq lists its product as uncharacterized. The coding region runs from base 152 to 973 and encodes 273 amino acids. The transcript is spliced from 2 exons. NCBI's taxonomy places the organism in Eukaryota, Viridiplantae, Streptophyta, Magnoliopsida, Lamiales, Lamiaceae. The record is from RefSeq and is a predicted model, not a curated record.
CACAACAAAAAUAUGACAGCAAAAAACCCAAAUUAUCAUUCAAAUCACACUAAUUUCCCCACCAAAAACCUAAUCCCCAAUUAGCAACUCAAUUUUUCUCUCUACAAAUCUGCAGAAUCAUCAUCAACAUCUCUUCUCGAUCGGGCCACGAAUGUCAGCAAUCGACUCGUUUCAGAACUCGAAAGCGGUGCGGCUUAAAGGUUCGCACGGCAAGUACCUCGUGGCCGAGGACGACGAGGUUUCCGUCACGCAGGAGCGCAGCGGCGAAUCAAAAUCGGCCAAAUGGGCGGUCGAGUUCGUCGAGAGCUCCGACACCAUAAUCCGCCUGAGGAGCUGCUACGGCAAGUACCUGACGCUGCCCCCGCGCCUCGACAGCUCCGUCGAGUGGGAGCCGAUCAGGGAGAGCGGCGCCGUAAAAUUGAAGACUAGGUACGGGCAUUUUCUGCGGGCUAACGGCGGGCUGCCGCCUUGGAGGAACUCGAUCACGCAUGAUAUUCCGCAUCGGACAGUCACAAGGGACUGGAUUCUUUGGGAGGUUCAGGUUGUGGAGUUUCUGCCGCCGCCGCAGAUCGUGGUGGAAAAGGAGGAUUGUUUUGCCUCCGACGAGACCUCGCCGACCACUAGCCAGUCGUCUCAGUCUGCUAGCUUUUCUAGGCAAGAGUGGGAUGGUUCGCCUUCAAAGGCAAGCGAUGGCAGGCUGAUCUAUUUCCAACUAGCCAAUGAGUAUGGCGAAGUCGAGAGUGAGUCCGAGGACCUCAGCAUUGCAUUCAAGGGCUUCCAAGUGAGUGAACUAGCAAGCAGGCUGGAGGACGAGCUGGGAAUCCCUGGCCUCACGGUCUGCACCAAAAGCCCGUUGAACGGGAAGCUCUACCCUCUCCGCCUCCACCUCCCUCCCAACAACGCCACCAUGCACGUUAUCGUGCUCCCCCCUUCAUCAAAAGUUGACCCUUCUCAUAUUGUACUUGAUUCUUGAAUAUUGAACGAGCCCUUGACUCGAAAUGCUUGCAUUUGGUUGUGUUUUUAUCUCUUGGUAGCCAAGUUCAUUGACUGAUUGCGCCAUCUACAUUAUGUGUGUUUGUGUGUGUGUGUGUAAUCUUGAUUGUGUUCAUUCAGCUUUGGUGAAAAUGAAACAUUUCUGUGACGUCUUCUUUUA